Oppia nitens is the source of this 661-nucleotide messenger RNA. RefSeq lists its product as uncharacterized. The record is from RefSeq and is a predicted model, not a curated record. The transcript has a single exon. The coding region runs from base 195 to 632 and encodes 145 amino acids. Lineage: Eukaryota; Metazoa; Arthropoda; Arachnida; Sarcoptiformes; Oppiidae.
UCUCUAUUACGAACGCCUAAUAGCGGCAAAAGUGUUGACUAAUUGUGUGUUCAUUACAACAGAGAGUCAUAUGUUUUGAAUGCAUUGAACACUCAUUUCAAUUGAUUUCAAUUGACUAACAGUUUAUCCGAUACUCAACUACUGGCCACCCGUCGGGACAACUAUUGGGACGACAAUACACAACAACUGAUACAAUGAGCGAACCUUUGAUGAAGACAUCAAAGACUCAAAACAAUGUGACUAAGGGUUCAAAGCGACGAUCUCUUCAUUCAUUGCAACCGAUUAGUGAUAACAACAAAGUGUUGACCCGAACGAUGACCACCAAGAAGUCGGACAAAGACAAGUGCAUUGAAAAGACACAAAGAGUGGUGCGAUGGAUGACAGACAAGGAUAGUGUCGAUAAUGACUUGAAGUAUUGGAAGUGUUUGGCUAAAGAACGCUCCAAAGCUCUUGAGGUCGCUCUCAAAGCCAAUGAAGAGUUGGUCUCACGUAAUGAUGAACUGACUCGUGAUUUACAAGAGUCAAGACAUGAGAAGGAGCUUUUGGAGGCAGAGAACAAACAUUUGAGUGAAUUGGCUGCAGAAGGGAUCAAACUUAAGGAAAUGAUCGCCGAAUAUCUUCCCGACGACUAAUUAAUUGUUAUUAAGUGGUCAAUCAUGAG